UACGCUUCCGCUUGAUAAACUCUGAAUUGUAUCAACUUUUGGUGUACCUUGCCUCCUGGGACAAGGAAUAAUACACGCACGUCAGGAACGCCUGUUGGGUGAUUUCCGGUCGUGACAUGGUCAGCGUGAAAGAGAACCAAAUCCACCAAAUGCAUACCAGUCGAAGCUGGGAUUUUCUUGGAAUGGACUACAGGCAACCAAAUGGCCUGCUUGCUAAAGCUAAAUAUGGGGAUGGCACUAUAAUUGGUGUCAUUGACACAGGUGUCACGCCUGAGUCAGCAAGCUUUGCCGAUACUGGAUAUGACCCCCCGCCAAAAAAAUGGAAAGGGAUUUGCCAGGUUGGCCCAUCGUUUGAGGCCAUAAGUUGCAACCGGAAGUUUAUCGGUGCACGGUGGUACAUCGAUGACGAGAUUCUAAGUAGCAUAUCCGAUAACGAGGUUCUUUCUCCUAGGGAUGUCGAAGGCCACGGCACGCACACAGCCUCAACGGCUGGCGGCAACAUCAUCCACAAUGUUAGCUUUCUGGGGCUAGCUGCAGGGACAGUUCGGGGUGGAGCGCCCCGUGCACGAUUAGCCAUAUACAAGGCCUGUUGGUCCGGUUAUGGCUGCUCCGGUGCCACCGUGUUGAAAGCCAUGGACGACGCUGUCUAUGAUGGUGUUGAUGUCUUAUCACUUUCUAUAGGUGGUACAAAAGAAGAUGUGGGAACCCUACAUGUCGUCGCUAAUGGUAUCUCGGUUGUCUACGCUGGUGGAAACGAUGGUCCCAUUGCUCAGACGGUGGAGAACCAAUCACCAUGGCUAGUAACGGUCGCUGCAACCACCAUUGAUCGGUCCUUGCCUGUGGUUAUCACCUUGGGAAACGGCGAAAAGUUGGUGGCGCAAUCCUUUGUCCUCCUGGAAACUGCAAGUCAGUUCAGUGAGAUACAGAAGUACACAGACGAGGAAUGCAAUGCCAACAAUAUUAUGAACAGCACGGUGAAGGGGAAAAUAGCCUUCUGCUUCAUGGGAGAGAUGUUGAAUAAUAAGCAGCAGACAUCAUACCCUGAUGUCACCACGGCAGUGGCAGCCAAAGGAGGCAGAGCAGUCAUCUUGCCGCUGUUCUACACCGAAACAAUUCUCCAAGAUGAUCCCAUCAUCACUGAUUUGGAUAUUCCCGGCAUUCUCCCAAAUUUGCAGCCGGACAUUGCUGCACCAGGGGUUUCGAUUUUAGCCGCUGCUCAGAUUCCAUAUUACAAAGGUGUUUCCUACCAUUUCGAUUCUGGAACAUCUAUGGCUUGCCCCCAUGUAGCUGGGAUCAUUGCGGUGCUCAAGUCCAUUCAUCCAAAAUGGUCACCUGCGGCUCUCAAAUCCGCAAUCAUGACAACAGCACUUACAUAUGACAACAACGGGAUGCCAAUACAAGCUAAUGGAAGAGUUCAAAAGAUUGCUGAUCCUUUUGAUUAUGGAGCAGGGUUUGUUAAUCCGGUCAUGGCAGCUGAUCCAGGCCUUAUCUACGACAUCACCGCAUCUGAUUACCUCAAAUUCUUCAACUGCAUGGGAGGAUUAGGCUCAGGGGACAAUUGCACCACAGCGAAAGGAUCACUUACUGACCUGAACCUCCCAUCCAUUGCCAUCCCUAACCUCAGGACAUUCCAAGCUAUGACACGCACUGUCACCAAUGUUGGCCAAGUUAAUGCCGUGUAUAAGGCAUUCUUCCAAGCUCCAGCUGGUGUCGAGAUGGCCGUCGAGCCACCAGUGCUGGUGUUCAACAAGAACAGAAGAGUGCAGAGCUUCAGGGUGACCUUCAAGGCUACACGAAAGGUGCAGGGUGACUACAGGUUUGGAAGCUUGGCGUGGCAUGAUGGAGGCAGCCACUGGGUUCGGAUCCCCAUCGCCGUUCGCAUCGUGAUUGAGGAGAUCUACUCCAAGAUCUCCUAAUUAAUUGGAUAUUGGAUAUAUAUGCUAGCUACUAAUGAUGCUAGUUGAUCAAUGGUCGAAUGGAAUAAAUGAAGGCGAAUUCAUAUGCUCCAAUAUAUAGCAUGUUAUAUGUGUUUCUGGAAUCUUGCUGCAUCUUAUUCCAAAUCCAAGUGGCGUAUAUCUGUUAAAAUUUAUGGUUGAAUAAUAUAUCUAAUCUUGUGUUA
This is a messenger RNA of Oryza sativa Japonica Group (Japanese rice), 2119 nucleotides long. NCBI's taxonomy places the organism in Eukaryota, Viridiplantae, Streptophyta, Magnoliopsida, Poales, Poaceae. The record is from RefSeq and is a predicted model, not a curated record.